UCUACCGGAUCAGCGGCUCCAAGGCGCGCGUGGAGAAGCUGUGCCAGGCGCUGGAGAGCGGCGGGGACCUGGUGGAGCUCUCUGAGCACUCCCCCCACGACAUCACCGGCGUCCUGAAGCAUUUCCUGAAGGAACUUUCGGCGCCGGUGCUGCCGCCCUGGCUCUACGACCCUCUCAUGGCCCUCGCCAAGGACCUGCAGAGGCCCGGGGAGGAGAAGCCAGACCGAGGGGGGUCCCAUCCUGACCCCGUGCAGAGCAUGAGGGAUCUGCUGAGCACCUUGCCUGGGAGCAACUACAACACCCUGCGGCACCUCAUCGCGCACCUGUACAGGGUGGCGGAGAAGUACGAAGAGAACAAGAUGUCCCCCAACAACCUGGGCAUCGUUUUUGGGCCGACCCUCCUCCGGCCGGGCGCGGGCGGCGACGUCUCCAUGGCUUGUCUCCUCCACUCUGGGUAUCAAGCCCAGCUCGUGGAGUUCCUCAUCCAGAACUACGAGAGGGUCUUUGGGAUGGACGAGCUGCCUUCCUCCUCCUCCCCGGGGUGUGAGAACCCUGCCCGAGAAGCGGAGGCAGAAGAGGGGGAAGGACUUCAGAGCCCAAAGGCAGCCCAGGCUACUCUAGAGAGCUCCUCCUCCAGGCAGAGUUUCAGUGCAGACCGUGCCUCUGAAAACUCCUCUCCCAGAGAUGCCACCACGGAGCUGAGUCCGGAGGGACCCCCCAGCCCGUCCCGCGGGGAUGCUCCAGAGGUGACCACGAGCUCGGAGCUGGAGGACCCUGUGCAGGAGAGGAUGGAUGGUGACCCAGAGGCAGUGCCAGGGACUCAGCCCAGGUGCCACUUCAGCCGACAGCCCGUGAAAUACAUCCGCACGCAGGCAAAACCCAAACCAGUCCCCCCCAGAUCUCCCAGGCUGCCCUUGAGGGCUACCACCUCAGCUGAUGUGGCAACAGAGCUGGGUAGAGAAGGCAACCCUACCCACAGCAGCUCCACGACCAGGGAGCUCCUGGAGGAGAGUGCCCGGAGCGGGAGCAGCUCGGCCGACCCGGGCGCGCCCAGGCAGCGCCCAGCAGGGAGACAGCAGCUCAGCCACUUUGAGAUGACGCAGGAAACUGCCAGGAUCAUCUCAAAGAUUAAAGCUGAGGACACUUCCACGUCCCCUGAGUCUUCUCUGGAGGGUGUGGGGGCUGCUGAGAAAGCAGAGGCGGGGACGUACCUCUAG
Merops nubicus (carmine bee-eater) is the source of this 1217-nucleotide messenger RNA. Its product is annotated as GEM-interacting protein-like. Gene Ontology annotation, biological process: signal transduction; activation of GTPase activity; negative regulation of GTPase activity. Gene Ontology annotation, molecular function: GTPase activator activity. Gene Ontology annotation, cellular component: plasma membrane. The annotation marks the transcript as partial. Lineage: Eukaryota; Metazoa; Chordata; Aves; Coraciiformes; Meropidae. The record is from RefSeq and is a predicted model, not a curated record. The transcript has 5 exons.